AUGGAUAAAUAUUUGAAGCGUAAGCGGAUAUCUGAAGAAGAGCACGGGGGUAAUGGAAAUAGUGGCGAUGAACUGAGACAUGAUGCCGAAAGAGAGUCCGCACCUAAGUCAAAAUUACGCAAAUAUGAUCCUGAAUAUUUACAAUUCGGAUUUAUACCGUACAAAGACAACAGUGAUCAGCCACAAUGUGUCAUUUGUUUAAACGUGUUAUCGAACGAAAGUUUGAAACCUGCUAAACUGAAGCGCCAUUCAAAGCAUAAUGAACUAAAAGACAAACCUGUUGAUUUCUUCAAACGUCGAGCAGAAGUAAAUGCAAAUCAGCAGAAAAUUAUUAGCACUGCGACAGCAGUGAAUGAAAAAGCUCUUAAGGCUUCGUAUAUUAUGCCAAUGCGAAUAGCUAAGAGCAAAAAAGCACACACGGUUGCGGAGAGUUUGAUUAUGCCAGCGGCUUUAGAAAUAUGCGAGAUAAUGUUAGGAAAAGAAGACAGCCGAAAAUUACUGUCUAUACCAGUAUCAAACGAUACCAUCAGAAGGCGAAUUUGCGACAUGUCCAAUGACAUCCAAUUACAAUUGGUUGAGCGCCUACAAAGCAGUACAUUUGCCAUACAGUUGGACGAAAGUACUGAUAUUGCAGGCCAAGCGCAGUUACUGGUCUACGUUAGAUAUUGCUUUGACAAUGAUGUGGUCGAGGACUUUCUGUCCUGCAAACCUGUGCCACUUAGAACGACAGGUGAAGAUAUAUUUGCAAUGCUAAAUGAUUUCUUCAUUGCUAACAAGCUUGAGUGGUCCAGCUGUAUUGGAAUUUGUACGGACGGAGCUGCAGCAAUGACAGGUCAUAAAAGUGGGGUUGUUGCACGCGUACGAACUGUUUCUCCGAAUAUUAUUUCCACACAUUGCAUGAUUCAUCGCGAAGCUCUUGCUAGUAAGGAUUUAAACGAAUCCUUCGGUGAAGUGCUAAAUACCGGCAUUAAACUAGUUAAUUGGAUAAAGUGCAGACCGUUGAAUGGACGACUGUUUGCUGCACUGUGCGAAGAAAGCGGCUCAGAUCAUCGACAUCUGCUGCUACACACAGAGGUUCACUGGUUGUCACGCGGAAAGGUACUUCAACGCGUCUUCGAGCUUUGCAGUGAACUGGCAUCAUUUUUGAUGGAUACAAACUCAGAGCUGGUGAAGUUUGUUUCAGAUAAUGUAUGGCUUGCAAAAUUGGCUUACCUGGCUGAUAUCUUUUGUCAGCUUGAUGCACUUAACACAUCACUGCAAGUCAGAGAUUCAAGCGUGUUGAAAACAACAGACAAGAUAACUGCCUUCAAGAAAAAGUUGAGAAUAUGGAAGACACGAGAACAAAAUAAAAGCUAUUAUGACUGGAUCAGAAAUCCAUUCAGUUGUGAGCUUACCGACUUGACCGGGAAGGAAGAAGAACAGUUGGCUGAAUUGUCUAGUGACAGAAGUCUCAAACUUAAAUUUCAAGAACAAACAUUGACUGCGUUUUGGUGCAACAUUAGGAACGAGUAUACGCUUUUAGCUGAGAGAGCACUGACUGUGCUGGUCCCAUUUGCAACUACCUACCAGUGCGAAGCAUCGUUCUCAGCAUUAGCUGUGAUAAAAUCUAAGUUUAGAUCACGUCUCCAGGUGGAAGAUGACAUUCGAAAGGUAACAAAUGAUAUUCUAUUAACUUUGGACUCUGGCUCUUCUGCAAUCUUGGUCUUGCUGGAUCUCAGUGCAGCAUUUGACACAGUGGACCAUGGAGUUCUGUUAAAACGGCUUGAGGAUGAAGUAGGCAUUCAAGGCUGUGCACUGAAAUGGUUUGUGCAGUGCAGGAUUUACGUAUAA
Molecule: messenger RNA, 1830 nt
Organism: Erpetoichthys calabaricus (reedfish)
Lineage: Eukaryota; Metazoa; Chordata; Cladistia; Polypteriformes; Polypteridae
Product: protein FAM200B-like
Exons: 3
Coding region: 1-1830 (609 amino acids)
Source: RefSeq, a predicted model, not a curated record